AAAAUAAAAACAAACGGCUCUUGGUCAUACACAUCUGCGAAGCAUGAAUAAAAACUGUCUUCACAGUUCUCUUCAUUUUCUUUUAUCGAUCGAAAAUCAGCUAAAGUAAAAAAAAACUCUUCUUCUACACUCUUAUCUGAUCAGAUCAUCAAAAACCAAAUCAAGAUCCCCGCAAAAAUGAACGACGCAGAUGUAUCGAAGCAGAUCCAGCAGAUGGUAAGAUUCAUCCGCCAAGAAGCGGAGGAAAAGGCUAACGAGAUCUCAGUUUCCGCUGAAGAGGAAUUCAACAUCGAGAAGCUCCAAUUGGUGGAGGCGGAGAAGAAGAAGAUCAGACAAGAGUACGAGAAGAAGAAGAAGCAAGUCGAAAUUCGAAAGAAAAUUGAGUAUUCGAUGCAGCUUAAUGCAUCUAGGAUUAAGGUCCUUCAGGCUCAAGAUGACGUGGUUAAUUCAAUGAAAGAGGCGGCAUCCAAGGACCUUCUGAAUGUGAGCCGUGAUCACCAUGUGUAUAAAAAUCUUUUGAAAGAUCUAAUUGUUCAGAGUUUGGUCAGACUGAAAGAGCCUGCUGUCUUACUUCGUUGUCGCAAAGAUGAUGUGCAUUUGGUGGAGUCUGUGCUGGAUUCAGCAAAGGAGGAAUAUGCUUCUAAAGUGAAUGUUCAUCCACCAGAGAUAUUCAUUGACCAUGUCCAUCUUCCCCCUGGUCCUUCUCAUCAUAAUGCUCAUGGUCCUUUCUGCUCUGGAGGUGUAGUGUUAGCAUCCCGAGAUGGAAAAAUUGUGUGUGAGAACACCUUAGAUGCACGGCUGGAUGUUGCAUUCCGUAAAAAACUUCCAGAGAUCCGCAAGUGGCUCUUCAGUCAGGCUGCCGCUUGAAGGGGUAGUAUUGUAUUGUUUUCUCAGCAGCUUUGGUCAUUGAGCCAUAGAGCAUAGCGUGAAUUUGUUUGUUCAUGUAUUUGUCAUUUUGUUCUCCUCCCCGGAUCGUUUGUUAUUAAAAGUUAGUGAAACUGAUAUCUUUAAUUGGUGCGUAUAUCAUUUUGAGGGAUGGUUGAAGUACUCUUUUUAAAUAAUGAAUAAAUAUGAAGUGUUUUCAGUAGCA
Theobroma cacao (cacao) is the source of this 1090-nucleotide messenger RNA. Its product is annotated as V-type proton ATPase subunit E. Gene Ontology annotation, cellular component: proton-transporting two-sector ATPase complex, catalytic domain. Gene Ontology annotation, molecular function: proton-transporting ATPase activity, rotational mechanism. NCBI's taxonomy places the organism in Eukaryota, Viridiplantae, Streptophyta, Magnoliopsida, Malvales, Malvaceae. Gene Ontology annotation, biological process: proton transmembrane transport. The record is from RefSeq and is a predicted model, not a curated record.